UAGUUUUCGGUUUUUCUAUCUUUGCCUCGGAUUUUACUUACAAAUGGUUGCCCUAUAAAUUUAAAUAAUAAUUUAGAUGACAUUCUGAAUCUCUUUCAAACAUCCUCUUACCGGCAUUUCACAUUCUAAUAAGUUUAUAAUCUUCUGCUGCCAACAGACUCAAUCAUGGACACAAAACCCGUUGCUCUGAUCACCGGAGCAAAUCGUGGAUUAGGAAGGGCUGUGGCGGAAGGUCUUGCAGAAAGACAAUAUCACGUCAUCAUCGGUUCUAGAAACGAAGCACAGGCGAAAGAAAUCGAGUCUCAGAUAUUGGGCCGUGGAUGGAGUGCUUCCUCGGUGCAGCUCGACCUCAAUUCAGACGAAUCCAUCCACAAAGCUGUAUCAAUGAUAAUGAAGAAACAUGGAAAACUGGACGUGUUAAUCAAUAAUGCGGCAAUUCUACUUGAGUACGAAGGAGUUUCAGAAGUCUCUACCAGGGCUGCUAUGCUGGCAACAUUCCACACAAAUGUCUUUGGACCCGCUGUUUUGACUAGCGCUUGUAUUCCUCUACUCCGUAAAACUGGAGCACCUCGCGUUGUGUUUGUCAGCUCACGAAAAGGUUCGAUUGCGAACACUUUGGAUAAGAAUUGGGAAUACUACGGUUGUAGCUGGCCAGCUUACAAGGCAAGUAAGGCUGCAUUGAACAUGUUAGCCGCAAAUUACACCCAAGAGCUAGAUGGAUGUGGUGGCAUGGUUAAUGUGGUUUGUCCUGGGACAGUCUCAACACAGAUGGUCAACUUUGAUCCAUAUGGUCAAAGCCCAGAAUCGGCGGCCGGGAAAGUGAUAGAGAUGGCUACCAUCGAGAAAGGAGGACCAACAGGAACUUGGACAGAUCAUAGCGGGACUGUGCGUUGGUAGUUUAAUGGCAGUUGUCACUAAUUACGGUAUCCUUGUAAAUAAUUACCAACCAUUAUAUCUGACGGCCAUAUCAGCCUUGUGGCAGUUGUCGGGCCUGAAAAUGCGGAAUGUCGAUUAAAAAUGGAGUGUGUUGGCUCCAUGCAAACCAGGCUAUAAGAUCCGUCCCUACGUGCCGAAAAACCCUGUGUGCCGAAAACGAUCAAUCGGA
Molecule: messenger RNA, 1105 nt
Organism: Bipolaris sorokiniana ND90Pr
Lineage: Eukaryota; Fungi; Ascomycota; Dothideomycetes; Pleosporales; Pleosporaceae
Exons: 1
Coding region: 166-897 (243 amino acids)
Source: RefSeq, a predicted model, not a curated record